Messenger RNA from Medioppia subpectinata, 1874 nucleotides. The record is from the annotation of a GenBank genome assembly. Lineage: Eukaryota; Metazoa; Arthropoda; Arachnida; Sarcoptiformes; Oppiidae.
AAUUGUUUGGCAAUCAUUUGAAAAGCAAAACAUGAGUUUUGUUUUGCCAUUCAUUUAAUCGUUAAUUGAGUUCAUUGUUGUGUUUUGUGCCCACAAUUCAACGCACGUGCGUUUGGGUCGACACGUGUUUGCGGCCAAUAAUCGCAGUGACACUCAAUUGAAGACUAUUUUGUUGUCUUCAAUACAAACAUAUCGUAACGAAAACCAAACGAUCGGUUCUUUCCAUUGAUUGACAAUCUCUUCGGCCGUCACCGCAAAGCCAUCACUCAAUCAUGUCUUUAGCCGACGAACUGUUGGCCGAUUUGGAGGCCGACGGCGACGAUGACUACGACGAGCACGUGAUGGCAGCCAUGGCCUCCACCGGCGGCCCCAACACUGCGGCCGGCGGGACACCAAUGGACACCACCGAUGGUGACCAAAGUCUGCAGACGGGCUACACUUCUGUCCGAUCGUUGGCCAAACUCGUGGACAGCGAAGAGUUGGCGCGAGUGAUGAACGAAAUCAAAGCGAAACAAUUGACCGGCGAGUCCUCUGAAGAGUUUCGCUCCAAGAAUCAGAUCGACGGUCCCGUAGAGUCACAUCCGGAGUACAAACUGAUAGUCGACGCCAACAAUAUGGCGGUCGAGAUCGACAAUGACAUCAAUAUUGUCCAUAAGUUUGUGAGGGAUAAGUACGCCAAACGGUUCCCGGAGUUGGAGUCAUUGGUUCCGUCGGCGCUCGAGUACGUGAUGACUGUGAGAGAGUUGGGCAACGAUUUGAACAAAGCCAAGACCAACGAAGUGAUGGCACAGUUCUUGACUCAGGCCACGAUUAUGGUGGUGUCCGUCACCGCCUCUACCACUCAGGGACUCACACUCACCGACGAUGAGCUCCACUAUAUCACCGAAGCGUGUGAUAUAGCCAUCGAUUUGAAUAACUUUAAGCUCAAGAUCUAUGAGUUCGUGGAGUCGCGGAUGUCGUUCAUUGCGCCCAACCUUUCGGCGAUCGCCGGCGCGUCGAUUGCGGCUAAACUGAUGGGUCUGGCGGGCGGUCUGACUAACCUAUCGAAGAUGCCGUCAUGUAAUCUGGAAGUGUUGGGCUCUCAGCGCCGGACACUCAGCGGUUUCUCUUCGUCGGCGAUUAUGCCUCACACGGGGUUUGUAUUCCUAACCGAUUUGGUUCAGGACUCGCCGCCAGAUCUGCGCCGAAAAGCGGCCCGACUUGUGGCCAAUAAGGCGACGAUAGCGGCGCGAGUGGACGCCUCGCACGCGGCCAGCGAUGGCUCCAUUGGGCGUCAGUUUCGGGACAAAAUUGAGCGCCAAUUGGAUAAACUCCAAGAGCCGCCGCCCGUCAAACAGGUGAAGGCUUUGGUGACGCCCAUCGACCAGCCGCAGAAGAAACGCGGCGGCAAACGGAUCCGUAAACUCAAAGAACGACUCGUUAUAACGGAUCUCCGAAAACAGGCCAAUCGAAUGACGUUCGGCGACAUCGAGGACGACGCCUAUCAGGACGACCUCGGCUUCACAACGGGCCAAAUGGGCCGCUCGGGCACCGGGAAGAUCAGGGCUCCCACUGUCGACGAGAAGACCAAAGUUCGCAUCUCGAAGACACUGCACAAGAAUCUACAGAAACAGAACCAGACUUACGGCGGCAGCACUACAGUCAAGCGUCAGGUCUCGGGCACGGCUUCGAGUGUGGCCUUUACGCCACUGCAGGGCCUCGAGAUCGUGAACCCACAGGCGGCCGAAACCCGCGUCAAUGAGGCCAACGCUAAGUACUUUUCAAACACAAGCGGUUUCUUAAGUGUUCGCCCGAAAUAAACAUUAUUUUAAUUUAUUAAAAAUAUAUUUCAUUCAUCGAAAUAAUGUGUUUAUGUUUUACCCGACAUUUCAUUC